Camellia sinensis is the source of this 1530-nucleotide messenger RNA. The record is from RefSeq and is a predicted model, not a curated record. NCBI's taxonomy places the organism in Eukaryota, Viridiplantae, Streptophyta, Magnoliopsida, Ericales, Theaceae.
AUGGAUCAAGAUGGAUAUCAUAUCUAUCAUCGUCACAAUAAUGGUCAAGUUUAUAUUGUGAGGGGGCAAGAAGUUGAUAACAAAGAUGUCGUACCAUACAAUGCAUAUCUUUCUAAACAUUUCAAUUGUCACAUAAAUGUGGAAGUUUGUGCCGGAAUGAGAUGCGUCAAGUAUAUACACAAGUACAUUUAUAAGGGUUAUGAUCGUACAACGAUGGUGUUGGGAUUGAUAAAUGAGAUCCAACAAUAUCUCGAUGCGAGGUAUAUUGGACCUCCAGAAGCCGCUUGGCGAAUAUUUGGUUAUCCAUUACAUGCAGAGAUACCAACAGUUGUACACUUAGCACUUCAUUUACCUGGAAUGCCCCGCGUUCUUUUUAAUCCUGAUGAAUCAUUAGAAGCAAUUGUUUCUAGAGUUGGCCAACAAAUGUCAACUCUUACUAGUUUUUUUGCAUGUUGCGCUUCUAUGGAAGAUGAAUGUCCAUUCACUUACCAAGAAUUUUCACAACAUUUUGUUUGGCUUAUUUCAGAAAAGAGAUGGAAACCAAGGCAGCAGGGCAAUACAAUUAGUAGAAUAUACUUUGCUAGCCCUAAUUGUGGUGAGAGAUUUUAUUUGCGUUUGUUAUUAACUGUUGUCAAAGGAUCAAAAUCGUUUCAAUGUUUACGCACGGUCAACAAUGUUUUGCAUGAUACGUUUAAAUCAGCAUGUGUUGCAAGAGGACUUUUAGAAGAUGAUGAAGAAUGGAUACAAUGCCUUAAAGAGGCUGCAGUUAUGAAAACUGGUUAUCAAUUAAGGAGAUUGAAAAAGUUAAUUGACUUCCCGCCAAUGCCACAACCUUCUACAAAUUGGAGUGCAGUAGUUGGUAACAGGUUGAUAUUCGAACAUCAACAACUACAUAAUGAGGCACAACAGGCAGAUGCAGAAAUUAUUAUUGAUCGCCUCAACAAUGAUCAACGAACAGCUUAUGAUGCAAUCACUUCCUCAGUCUUUGAAAAUAAAGGAACUAUUUUCUUUUUGAAUGGAGGUGCCGGAACAGGGAAAACGUUUUUGUACAAUGCGAUUGUAUUAAAAUGUCGCAGUCUUGGCCAUAUUGUUAUUACUGUGGUUUCAUCUGGAAUUACAUCAUUGUUAUUGGUAGGAGGUCGUACUGCUCAUUCAACAUUUUCCAUUCCGUUGGAUGUAUUGGAAAAUUCAAUUUGUGGAUUUAGCAAGCAAUCAUUACAAGCAGAAUUGUUUAGGGAAACAAAACUUAUAAUCUGGGAUGAAGUUCCUAUGCAGCGUAGACAUUGUGUUGAGGCAGUUGAUCGCACAUUUCGGGACACUUGUGAUAGUGAAAAGCCAUUUGGGGUUAUCACUGUUGUUCUUGGUGGAGAUUUUCGACAAAUCUUACCAGUUAUAACCAAAGGAGUCCAUGAGCAAAUUGAAAUUGUUAAACUUCCAUCAACAAUACACAAAUGCCAAGAUCUAAAAGACAUAAUCUCAGUAGUUUAUCCACAACUGGAUGUGGCAAUGACAUCGACUGCAACAUUUUAA